AUGGCCCCUCCGGGCCCGGCCGGCGCCCACCCCGCCUCCGCCGAGCCGCUGUCCCGCAGCAUCUUCCGGAAGUUCUUGCUCAUGCUCUGCUCCCUGCUCACGUCCCUGUACGUCUUCUACUGCUUGGCUGAGCGCUGCCAGAGCCUGGCGGGCCCGGCGGUGCGGCCGUCGGGCGGCGGCGACGAGGCAGGGGCCCCGGGACGCGGGGCCCUGGCGGGAGGCCCCAGGAACCUGGCGGUGUGGCCGGCGGCGGCGCACAGGAAGCGCCUCCUGCAGCUGCGGCAGUGGCGGGGACGCCGGCCGCCCGCGCAGCGCGACGACGGCGAGGAGGCGGCCUGGGAAGAGGAGCCCCCCGGGCUGGCCGGAGGUCCCGGCGGCUCCGGGGCCGGGAGCAGCGUGGCCGAGGCCCCGCCGGGGACGCUGGCCCUGCUGCUGGACGAAGGCAGCAAGCAGCUGCCGCAGGCCAUCAUCAUCGGCGUGAAGAAGGGCGGCACGCGGGCGCUGCUCGAGUUCCUGCGCGUGCACCCCGACGUGCGCGCCGUGGGCGCCGAGCCCCACUUCUUCGACCGCAGCUACGACAAGGGCCUCGCCUGGUACCGGGACCUGAUGCCGAGGACCCUGGAGGGCCAGAUCACCAUGGAGAAGACCCCCAGUUACUUCGUCACCCGCGAAGCGCCCGCGCGCAUCUCGGCCAUGUCCAAGGACACCAAGCUCAUCGUGGUGGUGCGGGACCCGGUGACGCGCGCCAUCUCGGACUACACGCAGACGCUGUCCAAGCGGCCCGACAUCCCCACCUUCGAGAGCCUGACGUUCAAGAACCGCACGACGGGCCUCAUCGACACGUCGUGGAGCGCCAUCCAGAUCGGCAUCUACGCCAAGCACCUGGAGCACUGGCUGCGCCACUUCCCCAUCGGCCAGAUGCUCUUCGUGAGCGGCGAGCGGCUCAUCAGCGACCCGGCCGGCGAGCUGGGCCGCGUGCAGGACUUCCUGGGCCUCAAGAGGAUCAUCACGGACAAGCACUUCUACUUCAACAAGACCAAGGGCUUCCCCUGCCUCAAGAAGGCCGAGGGCAGCAGCAAGCCCCACUGCCUGGGCAAGACCAAGGGCAGGACCCACCCCGAGAUCGACCGCGAGGUGGUGCGCAGGCUGCGUGAGUUCUACCGGCCGUUCAACCUGAAGUUCUACCAGAUGACCGGCCAGGACUUCGGCUGGGAUGGAUAACCGUCUAAUUUAAAAAGAAAAAAGAAUAUCAAAGUAUAAUAUAUUUUUUUACCAAUCGGUAGAGGAAAGGCAGUUUAAUAUUUGUGCUGAAAAUGUUUGUUUCAGUAUUUUUUUGUUUUUUGUUUUUUUUCCCCAAUGAAUGUUAAGAGUGUUCUCACCUCUGCCCCCAUCUUUGUGGAUCACGGGCACGGAACAUUUGGAUAAACAAAAAAGGAAAACCUCACAUAUCGAAAUACUUGCAAUUUUUGAUUUCUGUUUUAUGUUUUAUAUGCACAGUUCUAGACUCUGAGCGUCGGUCGCGGUGAAAACUUUCAAAGAAGUCCUAAGGGUAAAUCUGUCUCUGUUUCUGUCUCUGCUUCUCUCUUUCUGUCUCUUUUCACAGGUCCCGGAUAAAACUCUCUCUCUUUAUAUUUCCUCCCUUUUCGUUUUUCCUUUUCUCGAAAACCAUUUCCCAGUUAAUAAUACUGCACGUUUGCCCACCAUCUCACAGUUAACCACCGUGUUUUCAAAUAAAACACCUUCUUCCAUCUUUAUGCGAUGCGGUAGAAGAACGUAGCAGAGAUGAUGAUCCCCAUUUUACAGAUAAGGAAACUGAGUCUCAGGGAGGUUAGGCAAAAAAAAAAAACCCAUCAUCCACUUGUUCCCUUUCCCAUGCCCCUUUUUUCAGAGAGAAUGAGAAGUAACACAGCUCUACUUUUAGAAACGGUUCACUAGUUUGGGGAUGAUUGGAGACAGGACAGAGAGGGUUUCCUGUUGCCUUCGAAAGUUCCUGGCCAGCCCUAUGACGCUCUGUCAUGAGGAGUCACCAGGGUUCAAGGACACCUGGGCACAGUAUCUUUUAAGAGCCAGUCUUGGCAAGUUGAAAUGCCCUGAGGUUGGAACUCUCGGCUUGAUUGAGGCUCAGAGAAAUUACUGGAUUCUUAUUUGGAGAACGAGAUGGACAAUCACACUAGGAACAGGACAAAAAGUAUUAGGAACAGAACGUAGUUGCGGUUUUGACUUUUUUUUUUUUUUUUUUUUUAAGAAAAACCCACUUCAGUAAGGGCUUACUGAAUGAAUCUCAUUUUCCUUUACCUUUUUUUUUUUUAACCUCUUUUUUUAACAAAGAAAAUCUGCUUCUCUUUGUAAUAUCUCAUUUCUCAUCUUGGAGCUAAUACUAAAAAGAUAAAUAAAUGUUAUUAUUUUUCAUGGGCGGAGGACUGUCACUUUGUCACUUUACUUUUCCCCACUUCCUGUUCACACCAAGAAUAACGGAAUAUUCAUGAAUAUUUGGAAAAUAUUCUAAGAAAUACAGAUGUGAGUAAAAUGGAGGUUUUUCUUUUCCCUUCUAGUUCUCUCAUUCCCCAUUUAAAUAGCUCGAAUAAAUCAAUAGUUUAUUAACAGUAUUCCUUUCCUCUCUGAGUGGGCAUUAACAAGAUUAGCAUUAAUGGGAAUUAAAUUGGUUUAGAGAGAAGCACAUAUGCACAAAAUAUAUAAAACAUUUAUAAUUAGUCUGUCAGCAACAUUUUAUUACAGGUUUAAACCCAAGAGGAAAAUGUCUCCUAUCUCGUGGAAGUUUUCCAUAUCUGCUGAAAAUUUAAAGGCGCAGACACUAUGGUAUUCUUAAGUAAUUAUUCUUUAUUUCUCCAGCGUUGUCAGUCCAAGGAAACUAAAGUUGCUGGAAAACACGCAGAGUGCAAAUGUGCAUCAACCCUAAAAGCUGCAUCAGGUGAAAUAAAUCUUCCUGAAAGGGCUAACACGGAUUAAAAUGCAGGGAAAAAGGGGAAAAAUUUCUUAAGUGUCUAGAUAUUCCAACAUUGCUCCAAACCUUUGAAUUUCUGUGUGAUUAUUCCAUUUAUGAGAAAAAUAAUUCCCAGGUCUCCUUUGCCCAGUAGAUUUUCUUCCCUUCUGGUGCCCUUAGUUUUCUAAUGCAACACCCUGUUCUCACUGUACUUAAAUCAUCACUUCUAGAAACAAGAUACGCCUCUUAAACUUUUUCCAUUUUUUUCUCUUAACUCAUUUUGUUUGUGCCUCUGAUCCUUUUGUAAGCAUUUGCUUGGCAAUACGCAGACAAGGCUUGCACAAGGAAAGGAGUGCAUCUAACAAUUGUAUUGGGCAAUCUUCCUCUUUCUGUGUGAAGAAAUAAUAAAAGAACAGAAUUGAGUUCAAAGCA
Molecule: messenger RNA, 3373 nt
Organism: Neogale vison (American mink)
Lineage: Eukaryota; Metazoa; Chordata; Mammalia; Carnivora; Mustelidae
Gene: HS3ST3A1
Product: heparan sulfate-glucosamine 3-sulfotransferase 3A1
Exons: 2
Coding region: 1-1221 (406 amino acids)
Molecular function (GO): [heparan sulfate]-glucosamine 3-sulfotransferase activity
Source: RefSeq, a predicted model, not a curated record